AUGGAGCAGCCCAAGCUGGCCAAGGUGGAGAAGGUUCUCGGUCGCACGGGCAGCCGUGGCGGCGUGCAGCAAGUGCGUGUUACUUUUAUGACGGAAGACUCCGAUCUUCAGGGUCGUUCUCUGAUCAGGAAUGUCAAGGGUCCUGUCAGGGAAGGCGAUAUUCUGGCCCUGCUCGAGACGGAGCGUGAGGCUCGUCGUCUACGCUGA
Molecule: messenger RNA, 207 nt
Organism: Cyclospora cayetanensis
Lineage: Eukaryota; Apicomplexa; Conoidasida; Eucoccidiorida; Eimeriidae
Product: 40S ribosomal protein S28-A
Exons: 1
Coding region: 1-207 (68 amino acids)
Biological process (GO): translation; ribosomal small subunit assembly; maturation of SSU-rRNA
Cellular component (GO): cytosolic small ribosomal subunit; ribosome
Molecular function (GO): structural constituent of ribosome
Source: RefSeq, a predicted model, not a curated record